AUGCUCGUCCAAUUGUCCCGCGCCACUCGCGUCGCUUCGGCUGUCUCUCGGCUGGCGAGGCCCAGCGCCGUCCAGAUGAGGGGAUUCAUUGCCCCCACGGUCUCGCGAAGAGCCGACUUCGUCCAGGAGCUCUACCUCAAGGAGCUCAAGUCCUACAAGCCUUCCCCCGUCAAGGACUCUGACGCCCAGGGCCAGGUUCAGACCUUCUCCAUCCCCCAGACCCCUAAGUCGCCUGAGGAGACCGACCUCGCCGCCAGCCUGAAGGAGUACGAGAGCAUGGCCGUCGAGGUCGAGGGCCAAGAUGCCUCGGCCGUCGCCGCCAACGGCGAACCCGUCAAGCACGACUGGCUCAUGAUCGAGGAGGACGAGGAGGAGCCUCACCACUAG
Molecule: messenger RNA, 387 nt
Organism: Colletotrichum graminicola M1.001
Lineage: Eukaryota; Fungi; Ascomycota; Sordariomycetes; Glomerellales; Glomerellaceae
Product: ATP synthase complex subunit H
Exons: 3
Coding region: 1-387 (128 amino acids)
Biological process (GO): proton motive force-driven ATP synthesis
Source: RefSeq, a predicted model, not a curated record